This is a messenger RNA of Thyridium curvatum, 2265 nucleotides long. RefSeq lists its product as uncharacterized. Lineage: Eukaryota; Fungi; Ascomycota; Sordariomycetes; Thyridiales; Thyridiaceae. The transcript has 3 exons. The record is from RefSeq and is a predicted model, not a curated record. Bases 1 to 2265 code for a protein of 754 amino acids.
AUGCGCGUGCACACGCUCCUUGCCUGGGUGAUUCCAGCCUUUAUCACUGUUGUUUCUGCCAGUUUAUCAUCCACCGCUGGUGUCCAGUCACUUGUCAAGCGCCGCUUGCCUCGACAUGUUGAUGCCUUUGAGUUUGUGAUCUCGGAUACAGCAGUUGCUGGGAAUGGGGUCAGGGAUAGCUAUGAGGUCUCCUCAACAGACAAUGGCAAAAUCCAAGUCAAAGGCACAUCUACAUCUGCUGUCAUAUCAGGUCUUCAUCGAUACCUAGCCGAAGUCGUUCAUCUUGACGUCUGGUGGUACAUUGGCAGUCGUCUAGACCAAGCUCCCCUUUCCUUGCCAAAGCUGGACCAGCCCUUGAAUGGUUCUGCUGUCGUCCCCUUGCGAUACCAUUUCAACACUGUGACUACUUCAUACACCAUGGCAUUUUGGUCGUGGGAAGAUUGGGAGUUGGAGUUGGAUUGGAUGGCACUCCGUGGCAUCAACCUUCCGCUAGCGUGGGUUGGAGUUGAGAAGAUCUUCAUCGAUGUCUUUCGUGAAGUCGGGUUCAACGAUGCUGAAAUCAGCUCAUUCCUCAGUGGCCCUGCGUUUCAAGCGUGGAACCGCUUUGGCAACAUCCAGGGCUCCUGGGGAGGUGAUGUUCCCUUUGACUGGAUCGAAGAUCAGUUCAAAAUGCAGCUCAAGAUUGUGGCCCGCAUGGUAGAGCUUGGCAUGACUCCCAUCUUGCCAGCUUUCCCGGGUUUCGUGCCCUCCAACGUGACUCGCAUCUGGCCCGAUGCAGCCACAAAGAAGAGCCCCUUAUGGAGCGGCUUCUCGGCCCCGUACUCGGCCGAUACCUACCUCGAUCCCUUUGACCCUCAUUUUCUCCAGCUGCAAAAGAGCUUCAUGUCAAGACAACUCGAAGCUUUCGGUAACGUCACGCACUACUGGACACUGGACCAGUUCAAUGAAAACAAACCGGGCUCGCGUGAGCCAGACUACCUUCGGAAUGUGAGCCACAACACGUGGCAGUCGCUCAAGGCGGUCGACCCGGACGCAAUCUGGGUCAUGCAGGGGUGGCUCUUUGCAUCUGAUUCCAGCUACUGGACAAACGAACGCGUUGAGGCCUUCCUCGGCGGCGUGACAGAGAACUCUGAUAUGCUCAUCCUUGAUCUCUUUGCUGAGAGUUCACCUCAGUGGCAGCGCACAAAUUCGUUCUUCGGCAAGCCGUGGAUAUGGUGUCAACUCCACGACUAUGGUGGCAAUAUGGGUCUCUAUGGUCAGAUUGAAAAUGUCACGAUCAACAGCAUGCAAGCUGUUCGAGAGUCUAAGAAUUUAGUCGGCUUUGGACUCUCCCCUGAGGGCCAGGAGGGCAACGAGAUUAUAUACGACUUACUCCUGGACCAGAGCUGGAGCGAGAAGCCUAUUGACACCCAGACUUAUUUCCAUGACUGGGUCUCUUCCCGGUAUGGUGGCAAAUGCACUCGUAUUCCCAAAGAGCUAUACGCUGCCUGGGAAAUGUUGAGGCCAACGGUGUACAACAACACACAGCUAAGCAUAACGAAUGCCGUGUCGAAGUCGAUCCUCGAAUUACUUCCAAGCACUUCCGGUCUGACAGGGCGGAAAGGCCACCACUCGACAGUCAUUACUUAUGACCCCAACACACUAGUCCAGGCUUGGCAACAGUUAUACGCUGCAGGGCUCCGCAAGCCAUUCCUCUUUGCUCAUCCUGCCUACCAGUAUGAUCUCGUAGAUUGGACUCGCCAAGUUCUGGUCAACGCUUUCGACCCUCUUUACCAGACUCUUGUCGACGCGUACAAAGCGGCCAAGCCGGAAUCCGAGAUUCGAGCUGCUGGAGAGAACCUGACCAGUCUCCUAGAGACACUGGACAAGGUUCUUUCGACCAACAAGCACUUCCGCCUCUCGACAUGGAUCGAUUCCGCCAGGGCCAACGCAAGAACCAAUCUCUCCAUUGCGAGUUUCUUCGAGUACAAUGCACGAAACCAGAUCACUCUUUGGGGUCCGACUGGCCAAAUAGAAGACUACGCAUCCAAGCAGUGGUCGGGACUGGUCGGCAAGUACUACAAGCAGCGAUGGCAGAUGUUUGUGGAUUAUCUUGCCAAAACUCCAACGGGCAAUUACAACCAAAAGGACUUCAAGGCUCAGUUGCAAAAAUGGGAGAUCGAUUGGAAUACUCAGACGUCAGACCUGGAUUAUCAGGCGGGGGAGCUCCGACCUGUGGUUGCCGACGCCGUCAAACAAUGGCCACAGAUCUUCAUGCAGAACUGA